GCAAAGCAGAUGGUUUGUUGUUGUUCUGCAUGCAGGUUGAGGAGAUUGAAAACUGUAGGUGAGGAAUUCAGCAGAGACACAGGGAGAGACAGAAGUUUUGACUGGGAGUAAAGCCAAAAACCUAUGGAUCUUCAACAGAUUGCAGAUUAGAAACGUGAAGUGUAUCGGCCUCAUUCUUCUUGGUUUCACUGGAGGAAGAAGACUUCUAGGCCUUUGACUUUCUAUCAGAACUUCCUGGGAUAACGGUUGUCCCACACGGCUAUCUGAAGAAGAGAAAAGACAGGGAAAGAGAGAAAUAAAGUGCAAAAACCACCCUGCCUCGGAAGGGGAAGAAGGACGGUGGUCCUAAGAGGGAGGAGGAGAUGCGCGAGGAGGUUUCCUGCGCCAACUCCCCCGAGGGGGGGCUGGGGGCCAGCGAGGAGGAGCUGGAGAGGGGCUCCAAGAAGAGCGGGCAAACAGGGGGCCGAAAGCGGGUGCCGUACCACAAGAAAGACAAUCUGGGUCGGGUCGAGGAGAGGGCCAUUGUCAGCGGGAGCCCCAACAGCCUGGUUCCGUCGGGGCCCAAGCGGCAGAAGAAGCAACAGAACUCCCCCAUGGCGGUGGUGUGUGUGGCCCCUUCCUCGCUGGUCUCCAGCGGCCUCGGCUUAGGUUCGGGCGGCGAGCCCUUCGAGGACCUGCACACGCAGCGAGUGAUCGCCAACGUGCGCGAGCGCCAGCGUACGCAGUCACUGAACGAUGCCUUCGCCUCGCUGCGUAAGAUCAUUCCCACGCUGCCAUCGGACAAGCUGAGCAAGAUUCAGAUCCUGAAGCUAGCGUCGCGCUACAUCGACUUCCUCUACCAGGUACUGCAGAGUGAUGAGAUGGACGCCAAGCUGGCCAGCUGCAACUACUUGGCCCACGAACGGCUCAGCUAUGCCUUUUCCGUCUGGAGGAUGGAGGGCGCCUGGGCCAUGUCAGCCAGCCACUAGUGUCCCCUAUCUGUCCUGCUCUACCCGUCCUGUUCUGUCCUAACCCCACUAUCUCUGUCCUCCACCUAAGCCACUAUCUCUGCCCCCUAUUGUAACCCCUAACCCACUAUCGAUGUAACCCCUAAAGCCACCAUCUCUGUCCUCCUUUAAGCCAUUAUCUCUGCCCCUCCUUCUAACCACAACCCAGAGUCACUGUUCACUUCCCAACCUUUUUACCCAUUCUGUCCCAAUGUGUCACUCACCUAUCCACUGCCCCAUCACUCCCACCAUACCCGUUCACCAUUCGACCUUGCCCCUCCCCUUCCGCCUCAAAUGCCCCCUGACAAUGUAGCCCCUAACUCCACAAGCGUCUACGGUGCACCCCUGCAGGAAGGACGCCAAAUGGAUGGACUCAUCUCCCUCUCUUUAAAAGGUCUGUUCCUGUCGAACCAGUAGUUCCCCCCGCUAUACCCUUAUCUCCCCUUCUUUGGAAGCCCUGCCCCACAGACAUGGGCAUUGGACCGGACACAUGCUUCGGUUUAAGGACAGAUAUCCAGUCGACUCUCCUUUUGCAGCCUGACAGACAGUAUGAUAAUGCCAACAUACAGUAUGUGACAAACUUCGGAACUGAAGUGAGGAGGAUACGUAAGGGUCACAUGAUGAACUUUCUGUACGUUAAAAACGUCCAACGCAUCGGCCCUGUCCCUUUCCCUUUAUGCCACUUCAAAAGACUCUUUAAAAGAGGAAGAUUCUUUGACCACUGAGAUGACUUACGAUCGUGAUAAUUGCAGUGAUGAUCGUCAUAAGGAUGCCAGAGUAAUCGAUAGCUGGUGGUCCCAGCCCAACGAAUGUUUACAGCAAAGAUGCUUAUAAGCUUUAGGCUUUUCAACCUCAAAUGUAUAGGUAGGAAAAGCCAAAGAAGCCCGACGCACAUUUUCAGCAGUUGUAUAAACGAAUCGGCUUGAUUUCUGUUGCCUUGUACAUGUUUUUCUCUGUGUUGCAUUAUUUCCCUUCACAGCGAAUGGAUUUAGCAUGUGCAUAUGCAUAUUACAUUAUAAUGACUUUAUAUUAGAGUAAUUAAGCAAUAAUCUAUGCAGGCAACCUGUAAUACAUGAGUAAUGCACACAGUUUUGUAGCAUGCACAGAUUAUGGAUAGAUUAGACACAGAUUAUGGAUAGAUUAGACACAGAUUAUGGAUAGAUUAGACACAGAUUAUGGAUAGAUUAGACACAGAUUAUGGAUAGAUUAGACACAGAUUAUGGAUAGAUUAGACACAGAUUAUGGAUAGAUUAGACACAGAUUAUGGAUAGAUUAGACACAGAUUAUGGAUAGAUUAGACACAGACAUAGUGGAUAGAUUCCAUUAAUGUCUUUCUGAUAUAUUGUUACUUGUCUGUAGGAUUUAAGUAUGAAAAAACCUAAUAUGCAAAACAACAAUGAAAUAGUACAUUACAUAAAGAGUAACAGAUAACAUUUUGUUGUACUUUGUGCAAGUGACGGUCUAGUAGUUUUAAAUGCAAGACGAGAGGAAAAUAUAGUUUGAAUAUUGUAAGUUUAGUAAUUCCUCAGGAUUUCUCUUUAAGAUUGUGCAUAGUACUUACUGCAAUACCCUAUCAGUAAAUGUAUUAAGAAUGGAAAACAGUGCCAUGUACUUUUUAAAAACAUUUGAUAAAUUUAGAUUUUGUGCUACUGGGUAUUGCUAGGUCACGGCAAUGUUAUCUGAUAUACUGUCGCCAGAAAAUGUAGUUUGUCAAUAUUUUUUCAUCCUAAUGCUCAGCUGUGGUGCUCUUAUAUUUUUUUUGUCUCCAGCUUUUCAUUACAUGAGCUCCUGUGGAAAAUAAUAAUAAAUGCUGUUUUAAUAAAAUACCACUGAAAUAAGUCUGGAAAAAGCCCAUUUUCAAAGA
This is a messenger RNA of Oncorhynchus nerka (sockeye salmon), 2850 nucleotides long. RefSeq names its product twist-related protein 2-like. Gene Ontology annotation, molecular function: protein dimerization activity; RNA polymerase II transcription regulatory region sequence-specific DNA binding; DNA-binding transcription factor activity, RNA polymerase II-specific. Gene Ontology annotation, biological process: developmental process; regulation of transcription by RNA polymerase II. Bases 363 to 968 code for a protein of 201 amino acids. The record is from RefSeq and is a predicted model, not a curated record. The transcript has 2 exons. Lineage: Eukaryota; Metazoa; Chordata; Actinopteri; Salmoniformes; Salmonidae.